Messenger RNA from Jaculus jaculus (lesser Egyptian jerboa), 748 nucleotides. It is a transcript of the gene Ecrg4, whose product is annotated as ECRG4 augurin precursor. Gene Ontology annotation, biological process: central nervous system development; G1 to G0 transition; cellular senescence. Bases 74 to 520 code for a protein of 148 amino acids. The record is from RefSeq and is a predicted model, not a curated record. NCBI's taxonomy places the organism in Eukaryota, Metazoa, Chordata, Mammalia, Rodentia, Dipodidae. The transcript is spliced from 4 exons.
CUGCACAGUCCGCAUCCAGUCCUCCAGCGCUGGGCUCCGCUCCUGCCCUCCCUCGCGUCCGCGCCACACUGCCAUGGCCACCUCCUCUGCUCGUCCCACGGUCCUGGCCAUGGCGGGGAUGGCGCUGCUCCUGACGUUGUGCUUCGGUUCAGGUGAUACAAGUGGAAAUAAACUCAAGCAGAUGUUUCAGAAACGAGAAGCCCCUGCUCCAUCUAAGACCAAGGUGGCCGUGGAUGAGAACAAAGCGAAGGAAUUCUUGGGUGGCCUGAAGCGUGCCAAGCGGCAGCUGUGGGACCGCACGCGGCCAGAGGUGCAACAGUGGUACCAGCAGUUCCUGUACAUGGGAUUCGAUGAGGCGAAAUUCGAAGAUGAUGUCACUUAUUGGCUAAACAGAGAUCGAAAUGGACAUGACUACUAUGGUGACUACUACCAACGUCACUAUGAUGAAGACGCUGCCAUUGGCCCCCGGAGCCCCGAAAGCUUUAGGCAUGGAGCCAGUGUCAACUAUGAUGAUUAUUAACCUUCUCGCACUGCAAGCAAGAAAUGGAUAGUGCUUCCCUGCAGGUGCCUCCAAGCCCACACUACUAGGGUUUUGUUGUGUUUACUUACUAUAGCAGGCCUUUUCCACCCACCUAGUGUGAACAGGAAGAGUGUUAGCAAAGAAUAUAAGUGCCUUAUCAUAUUUCAUGCAAGUGCUUAAUGCAUAUCCUAUAAAAAUAUAAAUAAAAGCAUCUGGUUAAAAAGAGAA